AUGGCCUCAGCGCAUCAACCGAAAGGCCGAGGUCGUUCUCGACAACAAACUAAUGCUUUAGAAUUAACAAUACCAAUAGCGCCAGGGGUCAAUGUCGCUACAACUUCUGAUUCUGUAGAGCUAUUAACUACGUCUCAAACAACUACUAUGAGUGGUCGUGGUCGCGGUAAAUAUCUAACACGAAAACCCGUAGUUCCUGAACCUCAUAUGACAAUAGACAUCGAUUCGUCUAAUUCCCCUUGGAAAGUAUCCGAUUUAAAUAAUCAUCAAUUCUGGUCGAAUGAGCGACCGUUAAAACCACUUGAACUGGGAACGCUUGGUCAGCCAAUAAAACUUUGGGUCAAUUAUUUUUCAGUUGUUCAAUUUCCACACAAAGGUUUUGUCUAUCAAUACCAUUUUAUAGCUGAAAACAAAAGAAAGACAUGCAUUCCACGUAUACAGCGACGAGCUUUAUAUAAAUCUUGGUUGCAAAGUUUCUAUAAAAAGCAUCCUCAAAUAAACCCAUGCAAAAUUGUGUUUGAUAAUCAGAAGAUAAUCAUUACAUACGAAGAACCAUUACCAAAUAUUGACGAAUUUGGAAUAACAGAACCAAUAAUGGGAAUAAAUCGAGCUAAUCGUUCUGAAGAAUAUAACAUCUCUGUCAAACGAGUAGGCAAUGCAAUCGAUUUAGCUUCUCUCGCUUCGUUUAAAGAAAUAUACGAACCAAGCACAGAGAAUAACCUUAAUACUGAUGAUCUUCAAAAUAUUAGACAAGUUCUUUCAAUUGCACUUCAUGAACACUGUUCAUCAACAGCUGAUUAUAUUUAUAAUCGAGCAUUUUUCAGAAAUCCAUCACCAAAAACACUUGGCUAUUGGGAUCUUGGUUUAGGAAAAGCUACAUGGCGCGGUUUCUACUCAUGUCUUUUAUUUACCAAUGGUUCACAACGAUUAUUUAUGAAUCUUGAUGUCAGUCAUGGAAUUUUUCAAAAGAAACAAUCAUUUCUCGAUUUUCUUCGUGAUGUUAUGCUUCAUAGUCCAUGUGGUAAAUACCAUUAUCGUCAUAAUCGUAAUAUUAAAAAGGCAUAUAUCAACGAUGUACUUGAAUUUUUUGAUCGAAAUGUUAAUAAUGCGUAUUAUGCUGGUGAAAUUGACUAUCUACUAAAGAAUUGCAAAGAUCUUUCUGUUCGUUCGUAUGUAUCAGAUAGAGUAAUUGGCUAUAAAAUCUCUAGUUUAGGUGAAUCAGCAUCAACUCAAACGUUUAAAUGGAAUGAAAGAGAUAAUAAUUUGAUUACAGUGGAAGACUUUUAUAUGAAAAAAUAUGGAAUUGAAUUAGAAUAUCCAUCAUUACCUGUAGUGACAAUGCGCAAUGGAUCAUUUUUACCAAUGGAAUUUCUGGGUGUUGAGCCAGUUCGAGUCAAAAAGAUUACUGAUGAACAGCGAGCAAUGGUUUGUCAAAAGUCAUCAUUGAAUCCUUCGGAUUAUUAUCAGUCAAUCAUAAGUGUUCGUAAUAAUACUGAAGAGCAAUAUUUCGAGAACGAUCCGUUUAUUGCUGCAUGGAAUCUUCAGAUCGAUCCUAAGAUGCAUAUAACAUCUGCUCGUAUUAUAGCUCCACCCAAAAUCAUCUAUAAUUCGAGAUAUCAAGUAUCUCCUCAAAGUUGUUUACCACAAAGUGUCUGGAAGAAUACAAAUACUGAAUUUUAUAAUCCAGCGAGUUUUCCUUCUGUAUGGGCCAUGAUUAAUUUAUCAUCAACAAUGACUGAGCAAGCAUGUCUCGAAUUCCGCAAGAAUCUUCGUAAUAUUGCCUAUGAGCGAGGUAUAGAUUGUCCUGCACCAGUUAUCUGUGAAGAAUUCAACCUUCAACAAUAUUCAAUUAAUCAGCUAAUUAUUGCACUUCAAGAUAUGAUGAGAGAAAAUAAUGAUUGUAAAUUUUUCUUAGUCAUCCUACCAGAAAAUAGUGAUGCCAGCGAUCGAACAUACGGUGAAAUAAAAAAACUGUGCGAAUUAGAAAAUGGUUUUGGAAUCGUUACUCAAAUGAUACAAGUCGGUAAAAAACCAUGGAAUUAUUCAAAACUAAAUAAUCUUUUGUUAAAAAUCAAUACGAAAUUAAAUGGAAUUAAUUCUAUUCUUGAUGUUCCCGAAGUUAUCAAAAGUUUUUUUGAACGUGGACAUCAUAUAAUGUAUGUUGGUAUUGAUUUAAGUCAUGGAGCACCUGGUUUAAGUAGAGGACGCUCUACUGUAGCUGUUGUUGCAUCCGCUGAUGAUGUCCCUAGUCGAUAUUUUAAAGAAGUUUAUCUACAAGAACGACCAUCAGACACACGAAGAGAAAGUUGGGAAUAUGUUGUUGAUAUGAAACAGAUUAUGAAAUCUCUUAUUAUGCAAUACUAUGAAAAACAUCAAAAUCAUCCACCAAAAGCUAUUGUUAUCUAUCGUGAUGGAAUAUCAACUAGUGAAUUUGAUACUGUAUUUGAAAAAGAGUUGACCGCAAUACGUGAAGCUUGUGUUGAAUUAUCAUCAGUCUAUCGACCUAAACUUACUUAUAUUGUUGUGAAUAAAAGACAUCAUACAAGAUUUUUUCCGGAAAAAGAUGGAGAUAAUGUUACAGCUGGUACUGUUGUUGAUUCAGAUGACGUCACAAAUCCAACAACAUAUAGCUUCUUUUUGAAUAGUCAUCAUUCAGAUAAGGGAACAAGUCGUCCAACAUAUUAUCAUGUUUUAUAUGAUGAUAAUAAACUAAAACCAGAUGAAGUUCAAAUGUUAACGAAUGCAUUAUGUUAUACAAGUGCUCGUUGUACUCGUUCAAUAUCUAUUCCAGCACCAGUUAAGUAUGCUGAUUUAUUAGCUUUUCGUGCUAAUUAUUAUGUAAAUAUCAAUGAAGCACCAAAUACAAAAUCAACGGAUCAAGAAACGAGCAUUCCGAUCAAUCAAUCGGUAGAUGUUAACAAUACGAUAAAAAGUCAACGUAUUGUAUUAAGUUCCAAAUUGGAAAAUGACUGUUCUUAUUUUUUGUAA
Messenger RNA from Adineta steineri, 2988 nucleotides. Lineage: Eukaryota; Metazoa; Rotifera; Eurotatoria; Adinetida; Adinetidae. The record is from the annotation of a GenBank genome assembly.